UUCCUAUCCUCACUCCCGUAGCUUUCCUCUUGCUCCCACACCCCGAUCCCUUCCUCUUUCCCCAACGCUGCUCUCAUGCUCUGCCCUGCCCAAGCUCCAAUCCUCUACUACAGUCCACAACCACCACCGUGUUCUAUAUCUCCCGUCGUGCCGUAGCAUCGCUUCACCGCCGACGCCUCACCCACCCAACCCCUCCCCUCUCACGCUCAUCUCAACACCAUCGCCGUUCCCCUUUCUACUCCCGUCGCGUCCCUGCCAUCUCCACCCCGUCCGCGAUCUCGGGCACCGUUUCUUUCGUGGGGUUGGCUGACGGGAGGAGGGAGAUGAGCCGCGGGAGGUCUCCGGAGCCGCUUGAUUUCUUCAUAUGGACUGUCGAGGACGUCGGCUUGUGGCUUGAAGAGAUAAAUCUUGGUGGCUACAGACAAGUUUUUGAAGAAAACAGUGUCAAUGGAGAGUAUCUAGAGAGCUUGUCGAUGUUUACUACCGAGCAGAUUCUGCGGUUUAUCAGGCGGUGCCAUAUGAAAUGGGGAGAUUUUAUCACAUUAUGCAAAGAGUUGAGGCGCAUUAAAGUGGCCUGCCUGAAAGGGGAGCAAGAAGUCCGGAGGCCAUGGUGGGCACCAUCGUGCCUAUCGGUGGUGUUUGUGAGGGCAGCAAAGCGGAACCGACAGUCCCGAGUUGUCUCCCUAAAGCUGGAACCUUGAUGCUUGCUGGCCGCAUUGGAACACCGCGCCAAGCUACCCCAGAUUCUCUGCCUUACGGGCACUGAACCGCGCUAUCCCCACAAUGUAGGAGCAGUAUGCUCCGUGUCCAACCCGUCUCUCUACCCUGUUUUGUAUUCCUUUUUCAUCUUAUAAUAUAGGUUUGUGGAAUAGUAAGUAACCUGAUGUUACCUGAAGUGGAUAAGUAUAUGUGCAGAUGGUUCCUGUAUAAGAUCUGCUUCUUGCA
Messenger RNA from Hordeum vulgare subsp. vulgare (domesticated barley), 945 nucleotides. RefSeq lists its product as uncharacterized. The transcript is spliced from 4 exons. Lineage: Eukaryota; Viridiplantae; Streptophyta; Magnoliopsida; Poales; Poaceae. Gene Ontology annotation, molecular function: protein binding. The record is from RefSeq and is a predicted model, not a curated record. Bases 324 to 701 code for a protein of 125 amino acids.